AUGUCAACUCUGCUAACAUUUGAAACAUUUGUGCACGCUUUUGCUGGAGCUUCCGGUAGUGCUUUGUCCACAUGUGUAUUUUAUCCAUUGGAUCUUGCCAAAACUCGCUUGCAAGUGGAUACACAAACCAAAGAUGUCCAACCAGUCUAUCAAAUUUUAAGCAAGAUUAUCCGCGAAGAAGGAUUCUCUUCCCUGUAUACUGGCUUUGCUCCUGUGGUAUUUAGCCAAUACUGUUCCAAUUUUAUCUAUUUUUAUGCCUUUAAUGGGCUAAGAAUGUUGAACCGAGUGAAACAAUUGCCAUUCAAUCAAUCUAUUAGCGAUCUUGUCGUGGGGAUGAUUGCUGGCUCAGUCAAUGUUGUCAUUACUACUCCUUUAUGGGUUGCAUCAACAAGACUAAGAUUGCAAGGAAUGAAGGUCUUAGAUUAUAACCGUAAACUGAUCGACAGGAAACCUUAUUUAAAUAUGUGGGAUUGCUUUCGGAGAAUAGCAAAGGAGGAAGGCGUUUUUUCUUUAUGGAACAGCCUCGGCCCAUCGCUGAUGCUAGUAACUAAUCCAGCCAUUCAAUUCAUGUCAUAUGAAGCUGUCAAACGGUAUAUUCGCCGUAAUACCGGCGGUGUAGAGAUAUCGGCAUUAACUAUUUUUCUUAUGGGUGCAAUAUCGAAAGCAAUUGCUACUGUUUUGACUUAUCCUAUUCAAAUUGUUCAAGCUCGUCUAAGGCAUAAUGCAUCUGUGGAUGACAAUUCUAAGAGAAGGCGUACAGUUAUUAAUAUAUUUAGAGAAAUCUUACGGCAUGAAGGAUUUCGUGGUUUAUUUAAAGGAUUAGAGACGAAAUUAUUGCAGACGGUUUUAUCGGCGGCCUUAAUGUUUACUAUUUACGAAAAAAUUAUCGCCUUUGUCUUUUGGGUUACUAGAAUUAAGAAAUAA
Messenger RNA from Trichoplax adhaerens, 924 nucleotides. RefSeq lists its product as uncharacterized. The record is from RefSeq and is a predicted model, not a curated record. Gene Ontology annotation, cellular component: peroxisomal membrane. The transcript is spliced from 9 exons. Bases 1 to 924 code for a protein of 307 amino acids. NCBI's taxonomy places the organism in Eukaryota, Metazoa, Placozoa, Uniplacotomia, Trichoplacea, Trichoplacidae. Gene Ontology annotation, molecular function: ATP transmembrane transporter activity; coenzyme A transmembrane transporter activity; FAD transmembrane transporter activity.